Mycosarcoma maydis (corn smut) is the source of this 339-nucleotide messenger RNA. RefSeq lists its product as uncharacterized. The transcript has a single exon. The coding region runs from base 1 to 339 and encodes 112 amino acids. NCBI's taxonomy places the organism in Eukaryota, Fungi, Basidiomycota, Ustilaginomycetes, Ustilaginales. The record is from RefSeq and is a predicted model, not a curated record.
AUGUCGCUGAUCUAUACAACCCAACGCGCCCUCCGUCAACCGGCAGGGAUCGUCUUCCUGCAUCCAUCCGAGCGAGUCUCGCGAUCCGAGCUCGACCGCCGAGAUCGAUGCUACCGUGCUAAGCGUGAAGCCGAAUACGCUCGUGCUUGGGCUGAAGACGCUACGUUAGUCGGCACCAUCAUCUACACCACCGAAAGCAACACGCGCAAUCCGAGCGAUAGGAGCAGCGUCCGUCGAAGAAGGAGGAACAACAACAGCGUAGCUCGUCGCUUGACCUGCUCAUUGAAGCUCAAAAAGCUGAAAAAUCUCUUCAGACAUGCCCAGCCUGCCGCUAGUUGA